Pangasianodon hypophthalmus (striped catfish) is the source of this 5283-nucleotide messenger RNA. It is a transcript of the gene nectin3b, whose product is annotated as nectin cell adhesion molecule 3b. Gene Ontology annotation, cellular component: apical junction complex; adherens junction. The transcript has 7 exons. Gene Ontology annotation, biological process: homophilic cell-cell adhesion; heterophilic cell-cell adhesion. Lineage: Eukaryota; Metazoa; Chordata; Actinopteri; Siluriformes; Pangasiidae. The record is from RefSeq and is a predicted model, not a curated record. The coding region runs from base 530 to 2038 and encodes 502 amino acids.
AGAGGGAAAGAGAGAGAGUGUGUGUGUGUGUGUGAGUGAAGCGGGCGUUGACAUGGCGCUUGGAAAGACUGCCCGUUAUCUCAGGAAUAACCCGAAUCAACCGGGCACACAUUUUACACUUCUGAUUCUUCUCGGCUUCGCAUGUGAAAAUCUCAUGACGAGGUGAGGAUAUGCGAUGAUGUGCAGUGGGAUCAAACACAUGCUUGGUGAGGGUGGGGAGUGAGGGGCUCAGCGAGGGGCUGUAAGCAGAGCACGGUGGAUGAGAAUGUUGUUGUAACCAGGGUGGGUUGAGGACAAGACCUGGGCUUUUCUCCCAAACAUACAGUCCAGUUACAGCAGGGAAUUCUGCUACAGUGUACAGUGUGUGUGCGGCAGCCAGGUGGUGGUGCCCCCCAAGGUGAGCGGCGUGCUGGGGAAGAAUGUGACCCUGAGCUGCAGGAUUCAGGUGGACUCCAACCUGAGUCUGACGCAGAGCUCAUGGGAGAGGCGCCUGCCGUCCGGCUGGGUCACAGUGGCCGUCUACAACCCCAUGUUCGGCAUCUCCAUCCAGCCCGAGUACGAGCAUCGCCUGUCCUUCCGCAUGCCCUCCAUCCACGAUGCCACCAUCGUGCUGGACGACGUGGGUUUCUCAGAUGUCGGCGACUACACCUGCAAGGUUGCAACUUUUCCUUUAGGCAACACACAAGCCUCCACCACCCUCAGCGUCCUCGUGGAGCCGAAGGUGUACAUAUCUGCUGGUUCUACAGCUCUGUUAGAUGGAGGAAACCUGACCACUGUGGCUACUUGCAUUGCCGAGCGUGCCCGCCCCCCGGCCGACGUCUUCUGGGAGUCAAGUCUGUACGGCACAUCGGAAGUGCACGUGCAGAACGACGGCAACGGCACCACAACCACGCAGGUGCACUACACCUGGGAGCCCACGCGCCACGCCCAGGGUGACACCCUCACCUGCGUGGUGAGACACCCGGCCCUGCCGACUGAAUUCAGGAUGCCUUACGUCAUCAACGUGCAGUUUGCUCCGGACAUCCUGCUGUUGGGCUACGAUGGGGACUGGUAUGUGGGGAGGGAGAAUGUCCAGCUGAAGUGCCAAGUCAAAGCUAACCCGCCGGUCCACCACUUCAGAUGGAUCAGGCUGGACGGGGAGAUGCCAGACGGAGUGGAGGUGGUGAAUAAUUCCCUGACGUUCCUGAGGCCACUGCAGAGGAACGACUCCGGCGUGUACAGGUGCGAGGUGGAAAACAACAUCGGCCCGCGCACCCGCGACCUCAGGAUCCGCAUCCAAGAUCCUCCUUCCACCACCACUAUGCCUCCCACCACCCCUGUGCUCCUUCUUAAUGCCGACAUCUCUGUCACAGCGCCUGGCAAUAAGCAGCGGGCCCUCUUCACCUCCCCAACCCUGGCGCCGCUGCACGAAGGCAACCUGGGCACCAUUGUGGGUGGGGCGGUAGGCGGAGCUCUUUUCCUGUUGCUGCUUCUGGUGCUUGGUGGAGUUUACUACCAGCGGCGGCGACGCACCUUCCGUGGAGACUACUACACCAAGCAGUACGUGGGACCUUCAGACAUGCAGAAAGCACCGCCGCCGCCACCACACGAGCUUCACAUCUACACCAACGAGGCAGACAGGGCCAGUCCUGACACCAAGCUCAAAUCAUGCCACGACGUCAACGGCACCAUCCUCUCUGACAAAGACCGAGAGGAGUGGGGAGGCUUUGAGCGGGAGAGAUCCCCGAAUGGCCGCAGUAGAGCUUUACGAGAGGCCAACACCCAGCAAAACCUCCAGAACCAUCACAACCACAAUCAGCAGCAGAGCUACCAACCUAUCCACCACCCAACCCCCCAGCCCAACCACCAACCAAACCACCAGAGCUUCCUCAGCACCCCGCACAAGCACAGGAGCUCACUCCAGCCUGAGUCCCGCAGAUACCCUGGCCCUCAGGUGAUGGGAAAUGGCUCCCCCUUCUUGCCGGAGGACUGCUUUGACAGUGACUAUGUGUCACACACAGAUGGCUCCAUGAUCUCUCGCCGGGAGUGGUACGUCUAAACAGGGUGGCGCUGCAGAAAGAGACUGCUUACAACUCUCCGCAGAAGACGUCAAACUUGUAAAAGAAUAUGAUGGUAGAAAUAGAAUAUGUACUGAAGAAAAAAAGAUAAAUAGAAAAAAGCACCUCUUGCACCUUUUUUUCACGCUUCUACUGUUUUGGUGUGACCUGUCACUUUUUUGGUCGAUGUAAAGGAUAAUAUGGGUAACAAAAAGAGAAAAGUACACCCUGAGUUGCCUAUUUAUUAGGAACACCUGCCUUUUCUCUGCACUUAUUGGGCAUUUUAUCAGGUCCACCUACCAUACAGUCAAAAAAGAAACGCACCCUAAAGUGUUCUUAGUUAAUCCUGCACCAUGUGAUACCAUGUAUGGGUUUCUCCUAGCACAAAAAGCUUUCAAGAAAGCUUAUAUAGAUACUGACUGUAGCCUAUCUAUAGCUGUGGACAAGUUCAUACGCCUUUUCCCAGUCCAUCAGUGGAAAGAGACCGCCAUAGUACCGCCACUGACCAACUAUUGUUUGGGUUGUGGACUUUUGUGGAUUACGGCAAUCUUGCUAGGGUUUGUAUCUGAUCAGUGGUGGUCUUAUUGGGGUCCCUUUUCACUGAUUGAUGGGGGCUGACUAGCUCCAGUCACUAAUUUUACACCUAUGACAUGACCUGUAUGGAAGGUGAACCUGAUAACCUGGCCAAUUUCUGUAAAUACAGGUAGAGUAAACCUAUAAACUGGCAACCUUUCAUAUAUAAAUAUGCUCAGUGGUCACUGAUUUAAGUUAAGAUUCCUAUGUUAAUACCUGAAAAUAUCCUACUUUAAUUACAGUGAGGCAGAACUGUACACAAUCCGUAGAUCUCAGUUUUUUUAAAAAAAGGACAGGUGAGUGUUUCAGACAGCGCUGACGUGAUGAAAUAGUGAACUUUCAGUAAUAUCGUAGUUCUAAUAGAAACAGAAAUUAGCUCUUGUCAACAGUCUGCCAUCUGGCGUGGUUACCAUGGCAACGCUUCAAUGUCCCUCUCCUCAGGCAUUAAAUGGAGUGAGCUGUAGGAACAGUGCUAGACAGGGAGGACUUGGCUCGAACACACACACACACACACACACACACACCUCUACAUACAGAGAGCAAGCAGCUGCAGUGUAUUUAUGUACCAAAACUUGAGUGUUCAGAUGUACAUUUUGUUAAUCACAUGCCAUUUGUUAACACUGCCCAGUAACGUUUAUUAGCGAUGUGUAUCGGUGUGACCCUCAGUUAAGAUUAUGGUAGUUCCUAUGAAAUCUGUUCUUUUAGUGCCUUUCUUCGUGUGUUGAACAUGAUCUCAUCAGUUAGGACGUUUGUUUCCGCAGUCUUUCCAAUCACUGUCCUCUGUUGUCAUCAGUCAGACUUUUCCUCCUCUUCCAUUCCUGAGCCAGCACCUUGACAGGAAAGUUCGGUUCAUAAAUUUAGGUACAUUUUUCAUAUUUACAUGAAGGUGACCAUUUAAACGUACAGAAGCACUCUUUGUAGUUUUGAGCUAGAUAACAUUAGCUGUGCUAUUUAAAAGUUCCCUCAAAUUUUACAGAGAGGUAAAGCAUUCUUUCCUUGAAUUUAUACAUUAUAAAUAAAUAAAUAAAUCCACUAAUGUAAAAUAAAUUGAUGUAUUUAAUGAAUGGCUCUACACCAUGACAUCAUUCAUGAAAUGAUGAUUUAUUUUAUUUCUCCUCCAAACCAGACCAAAACUGACAAGCUCACGGAGUUCCAAACUUUCAGUUCUUUCAUUAAGUCGAGAGACAAACCUAGAAAGUUAUAUGUAAGCAUGCAGCCAAAACAGCUUACUUUUGCUAAGUUCCUGAUCGUUUAUUUCUAAUAUUUAACGACGGUGCAGCACGUUGUCCCACAAUCCAUAAUCAGCCCCUGAUUGUACACUCCAUUUUGUUUUUUUGAACUUUGGUGAACUUUUUCCCUUGGCAAUGCCAAAAAAUUAGCAUCAUAUACUGUGUAAAGUUGUUAUGUGAAUAAACUGUUAGCAAUUAUCUCAAUUUCGUGACAUUUAGUUGCAUAAUGUUCAGUGUGAUCAAGCCUCAAGUGUCUGAGGUUAAAUGCACGACUGAAGCUAAAUGUGGUCAAUGUUUCAAUAUUUUUUCACCUAAUAAGCAGAGUUUUCUGUUGUCCUCCUCUGUAUGGAAGCUGACUAAUACAUCUGGAGGGGGUUCUUCAAGACGGCGGCUCAGGAGGGGGAAGAGUAGAGAGCAGUGGAUGCUCACUGAUGACAACCCAUGGCUGUGAUUGGCUAAAAAGAAUGUUGAUCCAGGAACAUGUCCUACUUGAGUGCAUGUGCAAUGUGUGUAAAUACACUUAACUGGUGUUAAACCUCCACAGUAUAUUUAAUGGAUCAGUUCUCGGUCUAGCAGUGCGACAGUGUUCAAAAGUUUCAUCGAUUCCUAACGUAUCUGUUCCACAUUCGUCGUUAUUUUGGCUAAUAUGAGUUUUGCUGACUAGGUCAAAGAGAAGAGUAAUAAUUAUUAGUUAUAUGUAUCACGACUGUGUCCAGGUCAGGGAGAUGAGAGCAGUGCCUUAUUGUGAAGAUGUAGUUUAUUACAGUGGCAUUCUAAAGGCUUGUUAUUAUAAUGAUCUAUCUGUGAAUGUACGAGUAUCUGUCCUUGAGUGUUGAGUAAAAUGACCAGUGCAGGUGCGUUGGUGAGCGUCCUGUAUGGUCCUGGACUUCUCCAGUUCUUCCAUUUGCCUUUGCCACUUUAGAAGACCUUUGUCUAUUUGUGCCAUUACUUGUAUAGUUGUUUUUUCCUGAAUAGUCAGACAAUAGCAUAUUUUGCUCACCGAAAAAUGACAUUUGUGACACUUGAGUUGCAAUGCAGAAAAAAAAAUCUGAAAAAUUGGAAAUUUUGUUGAAAGGUGAUAUCUGAUAAUAAUUAGUAUGUUUGUAGUUGAAGGGGUAAAGGUUGUGCAAAUAAAUAAGAGUUGUUUAUUCUGUAUAUAUGUUUUUUUCUCCUGUAUAAAGACUGAGAUGUGAUGACGGAGCACACCAGAGCACGCCUACCACUUCACUGUUUAUGAAAAGUGCUCAGGCUUACUGAGAUUUCUCGACCACUUGCGCUCCUCUCCACCAGUUUUUUUUUUUUUUUUUUUUUUUCUACAGAGGAGAUACUGUUAAAAGGAACUGUCAUGAAUAAAAUAUGGAUGAGCUGUAUGGAAUGAGCAUUAUUUUGUAAGAUUAAUGUUUGGGAAAGGUUUUGUUUUGAAAUAAAGCACCUUUUUUCUUUGA